Molecule: messenger RNA, 1625 nt
Organism: Hemibagrus wyckioides
Lineage: Eukaryota; Metazoa; Chordata; Actinopteri; Siluriformes; Bagridae
Product: engulfment and cell motility protein 1
Exons: 7
Coding region: 330-959 (209 amino acids)
Source: RefSeq, a predicted model, not a curated record
CGUCCAAUCGACACGGCUCAUAUAAACAUAAGCAAAAGCUGCAUGCUUAUGAAUUAGAACUGGGUCUGUAUGCCAAGGAGGAGCAAUCCUCUCCCAUGCUUGUGUUUUGAAACAGUCGUUGUCUACUCCUAUUUUUUCGUACCCUCAUCAUGCUGUGAUUAGGACUGAAUCUCAGUCAUUUCUCAGUUCACAUGCAUGUGGCUGCAGUGCUGGAGCAGAAAACAUGGUUGUAAGACUGGCACAUGGUGAAUGCCGGAAAUAUAUCAUCUUCUCCUGACCGUGACAAUAAGAUUUAAAGCUGUCCCGUUAUAUAUAUACUGAAGGUGGAAAUGAUGAAACAGGAUGAAUUAAAAUCCCGCACAAUGCAGGAGCUGCGUGAGAGGCUCCAGCCGGAGGUGGCCGAGCUGAUCAAGCAGCAGAGGCUGAACCGGCUGUGCGAUGGCGCCUGCUUCAGGAAGGUCAGCGCUCGGCGCAGGCAAGAUAAGUUUUUGUAUUGUCGGCUGUCUCCUAAUCACAAAGUGCUACAUUAUGGGGAUGUAGAGGAUUUGUCACAGGGACAAAUCCCCCAUGAAUCUCUACAAGAGAAAUUAACAGUAGCAGAUAUCAAGACUGUAAUAACUGGGAAAGAUUGUCCUCAUGUGAAGGAGAAAGGAGCUCUAAAGCAAAAUAAGGAGGUGCCUGAGCUUGCUUUCUCCAUUUUAUAUGAAUCUGAUGAAUAUUUGAACUUCAUUGCUCCAGACAAGUAUGAGUACUGCAUCUGGACAGAUGGCUUGAAUGCUCUAUUGGGAAAAGAGAUGACAAGCGAGCUCACCAAGUCAGAUAUGGACACGCUGGUUACCAUGGAGAUUAAGCUCCGCCUCUUAGACCUUGAGAAUGUCCAGAUUCCUGACGUUCCGCCCCCUAUACCCAAAGAACCCAAAGAUUAUGACUUUGUUUAUGAUUACAGCCAACACUCUUAAGAGCACAGCACACUGCAGCACAGACUUUGGACUGUAAUAUAUUUACUCUUGAUUCUCUGACUGAUAUACAGUACAGGCCAGGACAAAAUAAAGUGACUCCAUUUCCUAGAAAAUUGAAAAGGUAUUUUAAUCAAAGCAUUUGAAAGAGACAGUGUCACUGAUGCACAAACAUUCUCAUAUGGAAUCUCCUGCUUUCCAAUACAGCUUAAUACUGAUUCAUCAAUUUCCCCCAUCUUAAGGGCUGUAAUAACUCUAUCAGCCUGAGCGAUGUUUGUUAGAUCAGCCUGCUAGGGCCAAAGGGAUUAAACAAAUUGAACUAUUGACUUCAGGGACAGAAUUUCCCAGAUGUAGCUAUUUUGUAGCUAAGUAGAAACAGCAAUAAAUGCUAAAUGCAGUAAAUUCCCAGAUGAAAAACGAUCACUACACUAAACACACCGUCUUUUGUGCCGCGGCCACUGGUGUGAAAUAUCCGACAUAAUUCUUGAAUCAGGACACAAAGUUGAACAGAGUAUGUUAAAGCUGUAUUGAAAUGCAGGGUGUGACGUAAUUGCCAAUACCAUUUCUUUGCAUAGUAAGAAGUACCGAUUUUGUCGACCGCUCACAAAACAUCUGAUGCAGCUGUUUUUAAUAUUCAUGUUGUAAUAAAACUUAAUAUAUAUGUAUAUA